Molecule: messenger RNA, 907 nt
Organism: Polyodon spathula (Mississippi paddlefish)
Lineage: Eukaryota; Metazoa; Chordata; Actinopteri; Acipenseriformes; Polyodontidae
Product: lectin-like
Exons: 5
Coding region: 110-568 (152 amino acids)
Molecular function (GO): signaling receptor activity
Source: RefSeq, a predicted model, not a curated record
CACGUCAGCUCUAGACACAGUCGACAAUAUAAAUGAGCUGUGCACUCCGUCAAACACAUCAUCUUGAAGAGAAGGAAGCAAUCUGCACUUUCUACAGGAGCCUGUCAUCAUGUUUCCAACAGCGGCCUCAUUUGUGGUUUGCAUUGCCCUGGCUCUCAGCAGGGUUGCAGCUCAGGGUGACGAGAAGGAAGAAGUGGUGAAGAGGGAAGCGUCAAUGUGUGAUGGUUCCUGUCUGAAGGGUUGGAGCAGUUUCAAAAACAAGUGCUACCAGUAUGUAAAGGACAGGAAGACAUGGGCUGAUGCUGAGUUGUACUGCCGCAGUCUCGGAGGGAACCUCGCCUCUAUACACAGUGUCGAAGACAACCAGGCCAUCCAGAACCUGAUCAGAAAUAAUGACGCCUCAAAUGGUUAUACCUGGAUCGGGGGUUCUGACUGCUUCAAGGAGGGGUCAUGGUAUUGGACCGAUGGAUCUAAAUGGGACUACAACAAUUGGAACAAGGGAGAACCAAAUAAUUUUGGAAUCGAAAAUUGUCUGCAAUUUAACUUUCCAGGUAAUAUAUCUUUUUAAUGGUUUAUCAGCAUUUCAAACAUGUGUUUCUUCACAACACUUGAGACUUACAACAAAGAAUUGUGUUAGAACCUUUUGUUAGAAAGUUUCUUUGACUUGUCUCAUAUAUAGGACCCACAAUGAAAGACCGUUCUAAAUUCUUCUUUAGAACAACCCAAGGGUAUUGAAAGUGGUUCUUUGAUACACGUGGCCCAAUUCAGCAAAUCGGAAGUUUAUACACACAUCCAUUAAUCAAAAAGGUGCAGGGCACGAUUUAUUCCAAACAAGUACACUUCUGAAGCUCCACAUCUUUUCUUUAGUUUAAAAACACCAUGCCAUCAGGUAAAAUCAGUGAUCAAG